Molecule: messenger RNA, 1053 nt
Organism: Caenorhabditis bovis
Lineage: Eukaryota; Metazoa; Nematoda; Chromadorea; Rhabditida; Rhabditidae
Source: the annotation of a GenBank genome assembly
AUGUCGUUGAUGAAAUGCCGCUUCUACGAGAAUCGGUUCCCGGACGUCGAAGAGACUGUCGUAGCGAAUGUGACAAGAAUCGCCGACAUGGGAGCUUAUGUUCGACUUUCUGAAUACAACGAUAAAGAGGGUAUGAUUCUUCUCUCGGAAUUGUCGCGUCGUCGUAUCAGAUCUGUCAACAAGCUGAUUCGUGUCGGGCGAAGCGAAUGCGUCGUAGUUAUUCGAGUAGACAAGGAGAAGGGUUACAUUGAUCUCUCAAAAAGAAGGGUUUACCAAAAAGAUUUAAGACAGUGUGAAGAACGAUAUGCAAAUGCCAAAAUGGUCAACAGCAUUCUUCGACAUGUUGCUGAACAACUGGGAUAUAACACAGAUGAGCAGCUUGAAGAUUUGUACCAGCGAACGGCUUGGCAUUUUGAUCGCAAGGAAAAGAGGAAAGCGGCAUCUUAUGAUGCGUUCAAGAAGGCUAUCAUUGAUCCGACUGUUCUUGAUGAGUGUGACAUCAGUCCUGAAAUCAGGGAGAAACUUCUUGAAGACAUUCGCAAGCGAUUGACACCACAAGCCGUUAAGAUCCGUGCUGACAUCGAAGUCUCUUGCUUUGCUUAUGAAGGAAUAGAUGCUGUUAAGAAUGCGUUGAUUGCUGGAAAAGAAUGCUCAACUGAAGUUUUCCCAAUUAAGAUCAAUUUGAUUGCCGCUCCACACUUUGUAGUUACCACUCAAACAUUGGAUCGGGAAGGUGGUCUUGCUGCGGUGAAUCAUGCUCUUGAUGUGGUUAAAGAGGCGAUUGAGAGCAAAAAGGGAAAAUUCAGCAUUAAGAAAGAAGCUCAAAUUGUUACCAUUCUCGAUGAUGAAAAGAAGAAGAAGGGAGAUGAUGAAGAUGAAGAUGAGGAGAGUGAGUCCGAUUCGGAUGAGGACGAGGAGGAGGAGGAAGAUGAUGAUGGACUCGUUGCUCCGAAAGGACUUGAUCAGCAAAUGGAUGCUGAGGAAGCGAGCCGAGACGCAAGAAAAAAGGCCAAGGGAAAAGAUGAGGAAGAGAGCGACGACGACGAUGAAUAA